GCUGUGGUUGUUAUGGAAACGGAACCUUUUUUUUUUAAUGCCUCGUCCUCCGUGGAAGUUUUAAAGCGCCUGAAGAGAAGCAAAUAACCGACAAGGGUCGAUUUUCGAAGCGACAACUCGAACAUUGGCGAGCUUUUGUUGUUGUUGUUGUUCGAUGCUGUUGCUAACGAGCGGCGGCUAAAGUCACUCAAUGGAGUCGGAGCGGACCCGGAAAAAAAAGCAAGCAAACAGAAGCAAUGGCAACGUCCUGUUUCUCACCCCCACGGUCAACAGUUGCAAUUUGCGCCUGAAGACGGUCAGAUCGCUCCCGGAGAGAGGCCAGUGCCUGGCGAGAUGGAAUACACCGGUUACCUCUCAUGAUUUUUUAAAGGACCCCUGCCUGAUUGUCACAGCAAUAAAUCCUCCUCUUCCAGAGCCACUGCAAGGCGGCGCCCCCUGCGGGUUGCCCGCAUUCUCAUUUACAGGAAAUGACGGCCGCCACCAACACAGCAGGCCCACUCACAGUGCGGACGCAAGGCACUGCCGCCACGCCUCACUCCCCCCCAAGCCAGCGGGUGUGUCCGCAGCGUGUCAUUCCAACGCCACAUCUGGGUUCCCCCUCAUUCACUUCCAUUGGGACGGCGCUCUAUCCAAUUUUCAACGCAUUGACCUGGACAGGCGGUGUCUGCAAGAGUGCCCUCACCUCGGCGUCAUGGACCAGCUGCAAGUUCUCAACCUGCAGCACAACCUGAUCGCCAGCAUCAGCCGUCUGUCGCUGCUGCAGCAGCUGGUGGUCCUCAACUUGUACGACAACCACAUCUCGGACAUGAGCGGCAUCGAAACCCUCGUCUCCCUCAGGAUCCUCAAUCUGGGGAAUAACAGGAUCCAUAAAAUAUCCUGCCUGGAUAGCCUACAUGAACUCAACAUCCUGGAUUUGCAUCACAAUCAGAUCUGCAAGAUGGAGAACCUGAACCACCUGAGGGAGCUGCAGGUGUUGAACUUGGCAGGAAACAACAUCUCCAAAGUGGAGAACCUACAAGGCAUGGACUGUUUAACGGAACUCAACCUACGACACAACUGCAUCUCAUUGGUGACCGAGGUGGACCGCCUGCCCCGCUUGCAGCGCCUCUUUCUCAGCUGCAACAACAUCACCAGUCUCCAUCAGCUAGGCUGCUCCGGAGAGUCGCGCUCCCUUUCUGAGCUCACCCUGGAUGGGAACCCUGUAGCCCUGGAGACAUGGUACAAGCAGGCCGUCCUGCGCUGUGUGCUUCACCUCCGACAGCUGGACAUGAAGCGCAUCACCGAGGAGGAUCGGCGCAUGGCUGGUGUUCAAGCUCGGAAAGAGGAGGAGAAGAGGAAGGAGAGUCAAAAGCAGACCAUUCAUAAGGAGAAGCGACGUCUAGCCAUCCGUAAUGCGGCUCAGCAGUGGGAGGGUGUCAUCGCCUGCUUGGAACUGCCACCAUCAACAAAUGGCGCCAAAGAAGAGGUCAGCCCGGAGAACAGCCCCGCCCACUGCCCGACGCAGACCAAUGGGCUGCCUCAGGAGCCUUCGUCCGAUGACCCAAGGCGUAUAAGUCCAGGUGCUGGACCAGAACGUGUCAUGUGUGGUGGACCCGAGAACAGAUUCCGCACCAACAGCCGUCCAAACAGCCCAAGAGAUCCAAAGCUCGCAGAGGCAGGCAGCGUCCAGAGUCUGUCCCUGUCGGAAAGUCACCUGGCCGAGCUGGAUGGAGACACCCUGCGGUUGUUCGGACUCGGCGCCCUGGAGGCGCUGGAGAGGAGCUGGGGCGCUCAGACGGCCGGCGCCGUGACCGUCAUCACCUUCCGCUACAUCCAAUUUGACGCCAUCGUACCGACGCUGCCAAAAAUCAGGGUCAAGUUCCCCAAUCUGUUGCAUCUAAUCUUUUUAGAAACCAACAUCAGUCGCCUGCCGCAGCUGGCCGCCCUGGCUCAGGUCAGGCGUCUGGAGCAGCUGACCAUCCACCUGGAAGGAAACCCGGUGGUCAGCCUGGCUCUGUGGCGCUCCUUUGUCAUCUACCGCCUUCACCACUUCAACAUGCAGAAGAUCAACGGCCAGGAGGUCACUAUGAACGACAUCAUCGCCGCAGAGCGCGUUUUCGGCACGCUGGGUCACAUAGCGGCCACCGAGACGCCACGUUGCCGCCUCCUCCUGCUACUAGAGGAGUCCAGGAAGCGCCAGCUGCAAUUCCUGUUGGAGGGGCGUGGCCGGCGGGCGGGGCUGAGCCCUGAGGAGCUGCGAGACAACGGGAAGCUCCUGGGAGAAGGUCUGAGCCGAGCGCUGUUCAACUACCCGAGCCGGGACAGCAACACCGACAGCCCUGAGGAGGGUGCGAUGGAGGCGUCAGAGCGCAUCGCCAUGGUGGAUCAGUACCUCCAGGACCUGGUGCGCAGGGCCUCGGACACCAACCUAAAGGGCGAGGCCCUCCACACGCUGUGGCCCUCCAUGUUCGCCGAGAUGGUGAGGGACUGCGUGCUGGAGAUGAGGGACCGCGCGGCCUUCCGCCAAGCCAGCCUCGCCAAGUGUUCCAAGUGAACUUCACGGUCCAUCUUUAUCCGUAGCAACACACUCUCACCUCUUGACCUUUCCACUUGCGUGACUUUUUUUUGGAGCCUGACAGGUUUAUCUCCUCCAGAUGGAUGUAGACCACUCAAAAGACUCGUGGAUUGAAUGUAUAGGCGGCCGCAUCAUCAGCUUGAAAUGACCACAAUCUUUUUACUUUGUAUAUUUUAGAAUAUACGCAGCUCACUUUCCCGAUAGAAGACGCCGAUGAAGACGUCACUUUAUUUGCACUGGAUUUCCAUAUCCUUCUGCACUUGUAGUAAAAUAAAUUCUCUAUCGACACGCCACUUUGCUA
Messenger RNA from Nerophis ophidion (straightnose pipefish), 2855 nucleotides. RefSeq names its product leucine-rich repeat-containing protein 49. Lineage: Eukaryota; Metazoa; Chordata; Actinopteri; Syngnathiformes; Syngnathidae. The transcript is spliced from 18 exons. Gene Ontology annotation, molecular function: protein binding. The coding region runs from base 191 to 2533 and encodes 780 amino acids. The record is from RefSeq and is a predicted model, not a curated record.